Salvia hispanica is the source of this 2350-nucleotide messenger RNA. RefSeq names its product histone-lysine N-methyltransferase, H3 lysine-9 specific SUVH4-like protein (gene SUVH4). NCBI's taxonomy places the organism in Eukaryota, Viridiplantae, Streptophyta, Magnoliopsida, Lamiales, Lamiaceae. The record is from RefSeq and is a predicted model, not a curated record. Gene Ontology annotation, cellular component: nucleus. Gene Ontology annotation, molecular function: double-stranded DNA binding; histone methyltransferase activity; zinc ion binding.
CCCAAAAAUAAAUCAUCCAUCCCACGCUCACAUUCCCUCCACUUCUCUCUCCAUCUUUUCCUGCUUUCUCUCACUAGAACACAGCAGCUGCAGCAGCAAUGGUGGUGCUACUGCCCACUGACAAACAACCGGCUGGAGAUCUCACAAUCAAAGAAGUCAGCCACAGUAAGAGCGGAUAUUCUCUCAGGAGUACUAGAGCGAGAGCGGAGACUCGCGAAGCUAGAGACUCUCCACCUCCCGCUGUGAAGAAACGCACUGCCGCUGCCUCCGCCAGAGCAGGACGAGCGGAGAAGAAGAUCAAGCCGGAUAAUGCGGAGGAGUCCACUGCAGCGGCCGCCGUUGGCGGAAACCGCGACGAAUCCGCCGUUGUCGCCGUGGAGAAGAGCGCUUACGCUAAAGUCAGGGAAACGCUUCGGAAAUUCAACAGAUACUAUCUCAAUUUCAUCCAGGCGGAAGAGAGUAGGUUCGCGACGCGUGAAGCUGAUCUUAAGGCUAAAAAGGUUUCAAAAUCUAAAUCCAAGAAUGGUAAUACAGCUGAAGAUCGAGAUAAAAAGGCUCAGAAGCGCCCAGAUCUCAAGGCUACUGCUGAGAUGAGGAAUACUAAUGCAAUUCUAUUCCCUAAGAAGGUUAUUGGCUCCAUUCCAGGAAUUGAAGUUGGUCACCAAUUUUUUUCACGAGCUGAGAUGGUUGUGGUGGGUUGUCACCAACAUUGGUUGGCUGGAAUUGAUUUCAUUGGGGGUACUGCUGAGACUUCCCGAAAAAAUGGAAAAAAAAUGGGACUGAAUGGAUACAAGCUCCCACUUGCUGUAUCUAUUGUUUUGUCUGGCCAAUAUGAGGAUGAUUUUGACAAUUGUGAGGAAAUUGUCUACACUGGUCAAGGAGGAAACAAUUUGCUUGGAGACAAACGGCAAAUUGCAGACCAAGAAAUGAAAAGGGGCAAUUUGGCACUUCAGAAUUGUAUAGAGCAGCGAUCACCUGUCAGGGUAACCCGUGGACAUAAACGUCAAGACAGCUAUGUUGGGAAAGUUUAUACUUAUGAUGGCUUGUAUAGGGUUACUGAAUUUUGGGCUGAGAAAGGGGUCUCUGGCUUCACGGUUUACAAAUUUCGUCUAAAACGAGAUGAUGGGCAACCACCGUUGACGACAAAGGAGGUUUAUUUCACUCGCGGUCGUAUUCCUCAAUCUUUAUCAGAAAUAAGAGGGUUGAUAUGUGAAGAUAUUUCUCAAGGCCUUGAGAAAAUCCGCAUCCCUGUCACUAAUUUGGUUGAUAAUUCUUGCAUUCGAACAGAAGAUUUUGUCUACAUCAAGAACUUGAAAUAUAGUAAGAAUGUACCUAUCCCUACAAUUGCUCCAAGAGGAUGUGGCUGUCGUGGAACUUGCACGGAUCCAAGAACUUGUGCAUGUGCAAAACUCAAUGGCGGUGAGUUCCCAUAUGUGCACAAGAACGGUGGAAGACUAGUUGAACCAGCAGAUGUUGUUUUUGAAUGUGGUCCAAAUUGUGGUUGUGGACCUGAAUGUGUAAACAAGACCAGCCAAUCUGGGCUUAGAUUCCGCCUGGAGGUAUUCCGUACCCCAAAGAAGGGCUGGGGUGUCAGGUCUUGGGACAGCAUUCCUUCUGGUGCCCCGAUUUGCGAGUACAUAGGCCUGGUCAGGAAAACUGCUGAUUUGGACCCAGCUGCGGAUAACAGCUAUGUUUUUGACAUCGAUUGCUUGCAAACGAUGAAGGGUCUGAACGGACGAGAGAGUCGGCUAAGGGAUGUGAGUUUGCCAUCUCACUUAAAAAAGAUUAUUGAAGAGUCAUCAGAAAGUGUGCCGUUUUGCAUUGAUGCCGCAAAUACCGGCAAUCUCGCCAGGUUCAUCAAUCACAGCUGUCAGCCGAAUUUGUUUGUCCAAUGCGUUCUGAGCAAUCACCAUGAUAUCAAACUUGCAAGGGUGAUGCUCAUUGCUGCCGACAACAUUCCACCUUUGAAGGAACUCACUUAUGAUUACGGUUACGAGCUUGACAGCGUGCUCGACCCUGAUGGGACGGUACGCCAAAUGGCGUGCUACUGCGGUGCGGACGAGUGUAGGAAGCGGCUUUACUAAUAUUCCUAGAGCUGAUUAAUUACUGGUAUGCGUGCAUGGCUAGUUGAUUGGUUUCUAUUGAGAUUAUGAAUCACAGUCAAACCAGCCCAUUUUUUUGUUGGUUGUGUAUGUUUGUGCCUUCGCUUUUAUCUGUGGGUAAAAUCUAACGAGUCCACCUAAGGAGAAAUGCAUUACAUAUAGUGUGAUUGAGCAAAGUACAUUUAUAUCAGCAUUUUGUUGAAGUGUAAUAUACCUUGCUUCAAUUGAUCUCAUUUGUUAGUGUACAA